Molecule: messenger RNA, 1536 nt
Organism: Aspergillus ibericus CBS 121593
Lineage: Eukaryota; Fungi; Ascomycota; Eurotiomycetes; Eurotiales; Aspergillaceae
Exons: 1
Coding region: 444-1163 (239 amino acids)
Source: RefSeq, a predicted model, not a curated record
CCAGAUUGGAGGAGAUAACAGGGUACUAAACUAGCCCUAAAAAAGAAACAAGCAAGGGGGACCGGUCAACGCCGAUCAGAGCCGGAUUGACGCGUCGUGUUCGAGACAGCCCUUUAGCAGCACCAGUCCAGUCUAUCCUUGUAUUCUCGACACAUUCGCACUCUCAAUAGGCUGCAAAAUGGCAAACGCAUCCAAGUACCAAACCCCGAAGAAAAGCAACCAAUUACUCUCGACGGACCAACGACGCAGCUACACAAAAAGCUGAGUCGACAGCGACCAGGCAGAGGCAGAAGGAGAAGACAUGAUGGAAGCAAGAGCAAGCCCAGCGGGAACUAGAAGCCAAGGAUCGGUUGAUCAGAGAUAAUAAGAGGUUGAAGAGACAGAGGCACAAAGAAAGACGGAGGGAGCGAAAACGACAGGAGUGCGAAAACCAAGCGAAACAGAUGCCAUUACAGCAGAUUCAUGAAUCAUCCCAGGAUAGAGGCUCAUCGGAAGAGACCAUGGACUCGGAGUGGGAACGAGAAGAGAAGAUGAGGUAUGACGAGGAGAUGAGCAUAGCCGAGGCGCGCAGACUGGAAGCACGCAGAGUGGACGAGGUGAAACGCACCUACGAGUCUCUGGAGGGCCAACGAGGCCCGCGCAUUUCCCUGGCCGACUCACUUUUCUCACUGUAUUGCCUGGAAUACUUUGAUGAUAUCUAUAAUACCGAUUGUCAGCAUGAUCCACUCAUCAAGUAUGUCAGGUUUGAGCACCAGCCCGGGAAUCGCAAGGAUGGGCUUCCACCCGCAGGUCGGCGGCGCGUCAAUGGAAAGGUAUUUCUCGAUACCGCUGCAGAGCCAACCUUCAAGCCGUUUGUCGUUCCCCGCUAUGCGAGCAAGGAACUGAUUCGACAAAGAAGCUCCCACGAUAGGAAAAAUGCUAUGGCAAUCCGGUUUCUCAGCGAUGAUCAUUUGAUCUUUAGACUCAGCCGGAAAGUGGUCUUCGCGCCUGAACUCCCGCCCCCAGAUGUUCCCGAAGACUUUGUAUUUUAUGGCAUUCGCCAUCGCAAGGAGCUGGUACUGGAGGAGACACCAGCGCAGACGAGCCUGCAGCCAUCACAAUCGUCCUGUGAGACCCCGUUCGAUAUUUUGGAUUGGUGGCGUCACCCAGAGAUAAUGAUUUAGUCUUCGACAAUCCACGGCAUCAAGCAAUGCUGCCAACUCGCACUACAAGGUGAUGAAACCGAAACUGUUUUAAUUCUUGGUUAAGUAGGUAUUCAUUCAAUGCAUUUCAAUCUCGGCAUUGGACGUUCAAUUGGUGGCAAGUUCCUCAAUAAGCACAUCAUAGGCCAUCGAAAGCCUUCACGGCAGCUUCAGCUGUCACAUGAGCACUCGCCGGGUUUGCCCCUGUUACAAUUCUCCCAUCAGUCACCGUGAAGGCAUCCCACGGACCAGCUGGCGAUACAUCUAGAAGCUGUCAGCGUGUAAAAACAAAGAUUCAUCCAACAUACAAGUCGCUCCGGACGAAGCUGCAGAUGCCUCAAUUGUAGGCCUAUUC